Triticum dicoccoides is the source of this 1883-nucleotide messenger RNA. Its product is annotated as E3 ubiquitin-protein ligase parkin-like. Gene Ontology annotation, biological process: protein ubiquitination. Lineage: Eukaryota; Viridiplantae; Streptophyta; Magnoliopsida; Poales; Poaceae. The record is from RefSeq and is a predicted model, not a curated record. The transcript is spliced from 7 exons. Gene Ontology annotation, molecular function: zinc ion binding; ubiquitin-protein transferase activity. The coding region runs from base 1 to 1584 and encodes 527 amino acids.
AUGGCCGGGAUCGUCGCCUCCUCCACCGCUUUUCUUCUCCUCCUCGUCCUCCUGCCCAGGAACGGGAGCGUGGCCUUGGCGGCGGAGAUGUGCUACUGCUACGAGAGGGGCGCCGUCGACGGGGAAGCCAACAAGCUGACCAAGACGAUCGCGCUGCUCGCCGUCGGCCCCAUCGAGCUGCAGAUAAAAAAGACGAUCUCGCCGGCAGAUGGAAGGGUUCGGGGUUAUAAUAUGGAUUUUUCUGACCGGCUGGCGCUCACCCGUGACUGCUCAUCCCUCGUCUUUGUCUCCACGGAGGUCCCUGCCCAUGCCCCAUGUCAGAGCUAUGCACAUGUCUACUCCGGCGACCUCCCAUCAGGCAGCGCGUGCAGCCUCAACCCAGCUUGGCCGCGUCACCGGAUUCAGCUCUGUUAUCUCGCCCUUCAGGAACUAGACCGCCGCUGCCUCUCCAGGCAAGGACGGCCGGUCUGCAGCAUAGGGUACCAUAAAAACGGCCAGUGUGAAACUAGGCGAGAACGCCGGUCGGGCCGGAUGCCCCGACCCCAGCUGCAAGAGACGUUGAUCAUCGAUAGCAAUGUGAAUUCACGGCUGGACGCCAACAGUGACCUCUUCUACUGCCCCAUGUGCAUCAAGACGGCGCCCAUCAUCCUCAAAUCCAGCUUCGGCUCGUGCGACCACCACGCCUUCUGCUCGAAAUGUGUCGCCAAGUACGUCGCUCUGAAGCUGCGCGAGAACGUCUCUCUUCCCGUCGAAUGCCCCGACUGUGAGGACGAAGACGGCCUCCUCCCCAACCCCACCGAUGGCAGUGAAGAUUCGCCGGCGGACGGCAACGACGUCGGCGAUGGACUGCGCCGCCGAGCCGGAAAGAUGCCACGGCAUCAGCCCCCCGUGGACAUGUUGUUGUUAACCGAGGGCAAUGAAGAUUCGCCAGUCGACGGCGACGGCGAGGUCUUCGACUGCGCCAUCUGCAUGGAGACAGUGCCCGGCACGCUCAAGUUCAGCGUCAACUCGUGCGGCCACGCCUUCUGCUCCAGCUGCAUCGCCCAGUACAUCGCCGCGAAGCUGGACGACAAGGUCGCUCUCAUCGAAUGCCCUCACCCAGGCUGUGAGGGCGGUGCCGUCGAGCCGGAGAGCUGCCACGGCAUCAUCCCCACGGACCUCCUCGACAAGUGGGGUUUGCUGCUGUGCGAGCUCGCGAUCGGCGCGAAGAGGAUGUACUGCCCGUACCCGGGAUGCUCGGCGCUCUUGCUCGCCGACGACGAGGCCGGGGCGGCGGCCACCGCGGAGGCGGAGUGCCCGCACUGCCACCGGCUUUUCUGCGCCCGGUGCGCCGUGCCGUGGCACGUCGGCUUCGGGUGCCUGGAGUUCCAGAAGCUCGGGCAGGACGAGCGCGGCCGGGAGGACCUCUUGCUCCGGCGUCUCGUCGGCAGGGAGGGGUGGCAGAGGUGCCCCGAGUGCCAGAUGUUCGUGGAGAAAUCCGAAGGGUGCAAUUACAUCAAAUGCAGGUGUGGAUACAGCUUCUGCUACCGAUGUGCAUCCGAGUUGUCCGCGCAAAACCAUCACUGCAACAACUGCAAGCCCUAAUAACGGUUUGGUUGGCUAUGGAGGGACGGUUCUUCAACUGCCACAUGAGUUCAUCUCGGCCAUGCAUGUUUCCUCAAGCCUUUAUCGAAAAAAAAAGAGUUUGCUCAAGCCAAAAUGGAAAUCUAGUCACGAAAAGAACCUCAAUUAAUUAAUUGGGUUGUACAGCUUGUUUGGGGUUACUAAUUUGAUUCUCCACUUGUAGGUGUGGAUUGGUGAAAAUAAUCUUGCCACUUUCAGUUUGUAAUUAGGGUAUAGUCAACCAUGUCUUUGAGCUAGCAAUUACCGUGCCAGUUUUACAA